GGAGACGAAGGACGAAAGAGAAGAAGCUGCUGGAGACUAAGCUGCCUGAAGAAGAAGAAGAAAACCCUCCACGGAGUUCCUGCAGGAUCUUUAUCUGUUUCUGUAAAGUGUGUCCACGACCAUGGAGAGUGUGCGAGCCGUCGUCUACCUGUCCGUCUGUCUGUCCGUGCUGACGUCGCUCUGCCAGGGUCAGAGGUCGGCCGACAGCCAGCUGCCGUCGGCGCCGGACGAGUCGAUCCUCGGACUCACGACCAACGAGCUGGCUGAAGCUCUGCAGGGUCUCCUGGAUGAAGCCGACAGCAGAGUCGCACUUUCUGUGGAGAAGAAAGCCAGCGUCAUCCCGCGGUGUGACGUUGGCGAGCGCUGUGCGAUGAAACAUGGACCUCGGAUUGGCCGACUGUGCGACUGCCUGAGAGGGACGGCCUGCAACACCUUCUUCCUGCGCUGCUACUGAACACACACCUACACACACAUACACACACACACCUACACACACACACACACACACACACACACACACACACUAGUGCUUUCAUGCUUGUGAGGACAUAACACCGAACCAGGUCUGACCACUGUCCUCACAAAGAUAGAAGCAGACACUGUCACACACACUAACACACACCUGGCUGUCUCUCUGCAUGUUUGUGUCUUUGUGUUAAGAUUUCAGUGUCUGCCCUUCAGAUUCAUUUAUUUUUGUUAAUAAAGACUCUUCAUAAAGCU
Stegastes partitus (bicolor damselfish) is the source of this 720-nucleotide messenger RNA. RefSeq names its product cocaine- and amphetamine-regulated transcript 4 (gene cart4). Bases 122 to 454 code for a protein of 110 amino acids. The transcript is spliced from 4 exons. Gene Ontology annotation, biological process: positive regulation of MAPK cascade; G protein-coupled receptor signaling pathway; cellular response to starvation. Gene Ontology annotation, molecular function: neuropeptide hormone activity. Lineage: Eukaryota; Metazoa; Chordata; Actinopteri; Pomacentridae. The record is from RefSeq and is a predicted model, not a curated record.